CAAAAUAAGGCAAAUGUCUGUCUUGUAAAGUGAGGGCGGUUAAAAUGCACCUAAAAGUAGAAUAUAACGAAAAAUGGUAUUUACACCAUCGACAAAGGGGAACGCUGUUGCUGUUUAUGUAAAAUAGACUAUAUAUUAUGAAGCAUAGGUUUAUUUUAACCGAGAGAGUAUGUGGAGGAUUUCAAUUCUCUCAAUGAAGGAAUUUCGGAGUUUGAAUCAAAUCAAUUGCCUCCUCCCAAGCUAUACUCUACGGCAUUGUGUUGAUUUGAGUUGAAUCUUUCUCUUUAUAACAACGUGUAAGCAACACCCAUCCAUCCAUCCAUUGAUUCAUCCAUUCGCUGACAUGUCUAUAGUAGAAGAUGCCUCCCAAGUUCGAUCCUUCCGAGGUUAAGAUUAUCUACCUUCGUGCUACUGGUGGUGAAGUCGGUGCUUCUUCUGCCCUUGCCCCCAAGAUUGGUCCUCUUGGUUUGUCUCCCAAGAAGGUCGGUGAAGAUAUCGCCAAGGGUACCAAAGACUGGAAGGGUCUCCGUGUCACUGUCCAAUUGACCAUUCAAAACCGUCAAGCCCAAGUCUCUGUUGUUCCCUCUGCUUCUUCUUUGGUCAUCAAGGCUCUUAAGGAACCUGUUCGUGACCGUAAGAAGGAAAAGAACAUCAAGCACUCUGGUAACAUCUCUCUUGAUGAUGUGAUUGAAAUUGCCCGUACUAUGCGUUUCAAGUCUUUGGCUCGUGAACUCAAGGGUACUGUCAAGGAAAUCCUCGGUACUGCUUUCUCUGUUGGUUGUACUGUUGAUGGUCAAAACCCCAAGGACCUUGGUGAUGCUAUCGAUGCUGGUGAAGUUGAAAUUCCCGAAAAAUAAAUUGUUUCAUGCGUGUUCAAUAAACAAUAUUUUCAAUAUGUCGUACGUUUGGCAAUUUUUUUUCUUGUAAUGAUCAUGUAAAAGUGUCUACCAAUGACGCCAACAUGAUAGCCGGGUAUUGGGUAAACUAGACCGUUGUUCCCUUGAAUCCGAUUGGAUUAUCCUGCUUAUAAAUUAUUAAUUCAGGUUUCUCCAUUGUGUUUUUUUUUUCUUUCUUCUUCUUUAUAAACCAUGUCAGACAU
Messenger RNA from Gilbertella persicaria, 1099 nucleotides. RefSeq names its product 60S ribosomal protein L12. The transcript is spliced from 3 exons. The coding region runs from base 360 to 857 and encodes 165 amino acids. Gene Ontology annotation, molecular function: structural constituent of ribosome; large ribosomal subunit rRNA binding. NCBI's taxonomy places the organism in Eukaryota, Fungi, Mucoromycota, Mucoromycetes, Mucorales, Choanephoraceae. Gene Ontology annotation, biological process: translation. Gene Ontology annotation, cellular component: cytosolic large ribosomal subunit; ribosome. The record is from RefSeq and is a predicted model, not a curated record.